UCUUUCCUCACUGGCAGCAGCGUCUGUACUGUUGGCAGGAGUCACCAGAAUAAAAACAGCUACACCAGACAUAGAGGAGGAAAAAAGCAAAGUGAUCCAUUGAGUCUUUGGCCUCUCUUAAUUACGCCGACUCCCAUAUCUUUUCCUUUUUUUUCCCACCUUUUUCGCUGCUCUUUAAUACUUCGGGCGUGUGGUAAUUAGUUAGAAGAGAAUAAAACCAGCUGAUCGGGAGAGGGGUGGUGCAUUUUGGAGCGAGAUGGCUAACAGAAACAUUCUGUUGCUCUUCUGUGGACUCUUCCUCUUAGCACUGAUUCAGCCCUCUCUACAAGGAGGUGUGUAUGUACCAGCUGGUGUUGGGGUUGGACCAGGAGGCACUGGACCAGGAGCUGGAUUCUUUCCAGGGUCAGCAGGAGGAGUCCCUGCGGGCUAUAAACCAGCUAAAGCUGCAGGAGCUUAUGGCGGUGGAGGGCGUGGUGUUGUCCCAGGUGGUUUGGUGCCAGGAGGUGUAGGAGCUGGUAGCUUGGGCCUUGGAGGACUGGGAACUGGACAAGGUGGAAAACCCCCUAAACCAGGUUAUCAUCCAGGUUAUGGCAAUCUAGGAGCCGGUGGUCUUGGAGCUGGUGUCUUGGGAGCUGGAGGAGGAGCAGGGGGUUAUGGUGGAUAUGGUGGAGGUACUGGGGGCUUUUAUCCAGGAGUUGGACAGAAGGCUGCCAAAAGAGGUGCAGGAGGCCCUGUGCUACCACAUGGAGGGACUGGAGGAACUGUGCUUGGGGCAGGAGGAGUUCCUGGAGGCACAGGUCCUGGAGCUGCAGUGCCCGCUGGAGUACCUGUUAUUCCUCAGACGGGUCUUCCAGGAGGGGGUGGUGUUGGUGCGGGAAAGAAAGCUGCCAAAGUGCCAGGUGUGGGUGUGCCUGGACUUUACCAAGGUGGACUGGUGCCAGGAAAAGGGUUUAAUGGACGUGGAGUUCUGCCUGGGGUGGCCACUGGCACUGACCUGAAUCCUAAAUCAAUUGCAGGCGGAGGCCAAGGAAACCAAGGACCAGGAGGCCGUGGGUAUAAUGGACAAAUGCAGCCAGGAGUUUUCCAUGGAUACCCCCUUAAAUCACCCAAAGUGCAAGGUGCUUAUGGUGCAAAAACUGGAGGUGGAGGAAAACUACCAUAUGGUUAUGGUGGUUUUGGUACUGGUGGUGCUGGACUUCCAGGAGGACAAGCUGGACCUGGGUCCAAGCCUGGUUAUCCUGUUGGAACUGGAGUUGGGCCUGGAGGCAUCUCAGCUGCUCAGGCUAAAGCUGCCAAAUAUGCAGGUUACGGUGGUGCUGGUGGAGUCGGAGGUGCUGUUGGAGGCGUUGGAGGUGUUGGUGGCGUUGGUGGCGUUGGUGGUGUUGGAGGCGUUGGUGGUGUUGGAGGCGUUGGUGGCACUGGUGGAUUUUAUCCAGGGCAGGUUCCAGGAGGAGGAUAUGGAGCUGCGGCCAAGGCUGCUAAAUAUGGAGUACCAGGAGGAGUACCAGGAGGAGUACCAGGAGGGGUACCAGGAGGAGUACCAGGAGGGGUACCAGGAGGAGUACCAGGAGGGGUACCAGGAGGGGCACCAAUUGGAGGAGUUCCAGGAUUUGGUGGAUACUCACCAGCAGCUGCAGCUGCAGCUAAAGCUGCUAAAUAUGGUGGAUAUGGAGCACUUGGAGGCACAGGUGGACAGUUAGGGACAGGAGGAUAUGGAGGACUGGGUGGCACAGGAGGACAAGUGGGACCAGGAGGAUAUGGAGGACUGGGUGGCACAGGAGGAGGAUACCCUUCUGCUGCUGCUGCUGCCAAAGCUGCUAAAUAUGGAGUAGCAGGAAUAGGAGGAGCAGGAGUACUGGGAGGAGCAGGAGGACUGGGUGGAGCAGGAGGACUGGGUGGCACAGGAGGAGGAUACCCUGCUGCUGCUGCUGCUGCUGCCGCUGCUGCCAAAGCUGCUAAAUAUGGAGCAGGAGGACUGGGAGGCACAGGACUGGGAGGAACAGGACUGGGAGGAACAGGACUGGGAGGCACAGGACUGGGAGGAACAGGGCUGGGAGGAACAGGACUGGGAGGAACAGGGCUGGGAGGAACAGGAGGAUACUCUGCUGCUGCUAAAGCUGCUAAAUAUGGUCCAGGUGGUGCAGGAGUAGUUCCAGGUGGGACAGGCGGAGGAGGAGUUCCUGGAAGAGCCCCGUUUUUACCGGGAUAUGGAUCUUUGGCAGCUGGUGGUAAACCUCCUAAAUAUGGAGUCCCCGGUGCAGGCCUAGGAGGAGGUGGUGUGCCAGCAGGAGCAGGUCUAGGAGGAGGUGGAGUGCCAUUAGGAGCAGGUCCAGGAGGAGCUGGCGUGCCAGCAGGAACAGGCCUAGGAGGAGGUGUACUGGGAGGGACAAGAACAACUGGAGGAGUUGUACCUGGGGCUGAAGGAUACCCAGGCGGUGUGAAACCACCAAAAUAUGGCGUAACUGGAGAAGGACUCGUUGUGCCAGGAGCUACUCCAAUUACGGGUGUCAGUGGUGUCCCAGAUGGUUCUGCUGUUGUGCUACCAGGUGGUACAGGUGUUCCUGUAAAACAAGCAAAGGAUUCAGGUCUUGGUGGAACUCCUCAACCAGGGCCAACGCCUAUUGCCAAAAUUGGCAAGGCCCCCGAGGUCCCACAAUCCAGCGUUUCUGGUGGAAUCGUUCAGCCUAGUGCUGACACAGGUGUUGGUGUUGGUGUUGGAACAGGUGGCAAAGCACCUAAACCAUUCUUACCAGGUACCGGAACAGGUGUUGGUCCAGGCACAGGUGGCUAUCCCUAUGGUGGAACCUAUGGCGGUACUUAUGGUGUUGGUCCCAGCACUGGAGUUGGACCUGGAGUUGGGCCUGGAGUACGACCUGGAGUUGGACCUGGAGUUGGACCUGGAGUUGGACCUGGAGUUGGACCUGGAGCUGGAACGCUGCCUGGAGCAAAGCCUUUGAAACCUCCAGUGGUUGGAACAGGUGGAGGUGGAGUAGGAAUCCCGCUGGCAGCAGGAAGUUAUCAAGGGGGAUACAGGCCAUAUCAUCAUGGUUAUUUUCAGGGUGCGUUGGCAUACCCGGGUGCUGGUGGACUGGGAGGUGUUGGUGGCGGUGGUGGUGGAGCUAAACCACCCAAACCAGGCUAUGGCAAUCUUGGAGGUGGUGGAGGAUAUCAGCCAGGUGUCGUUCCUGGUCAUGGAGGAGGUUACCCCCAACAGCUCUACCCAGGUGGAUAUGUACCGGCCCCACUGACUCCUCAACAAGCCAAAGCAGCCAAGUACGGUGCAUUGCAGGGUUUCCUUGGUGGAGGAGGAGGAGGAGGAGGUGUCUACAGAGGUGGUGUUGCAGCAGGAUGCCAGGGCAAAUUCUGUGGGAGAAGGAAGUAGAGGAUCGCUUGAGAUCCAGAGUGACCUCAAGAAACCAUGGUGCUACUGCAUGAUCUAGAAUGUACAUUUUAUAUGCAAAAAAAACCCCAUUAGAAAUUGUGUAAAGAUGUUUUUUUUUUUUUUACUUGACUUCAACGUCUGUUUUUAUACAAACCCACCGACCCAGAAUUUUGUACACGUUCUAAUGUGACGUGUGCUAUUGAUACUGCCUUCAAUCAUUAACGUGGUCAAGUUAAUCAGCUUUAACUCCCCGUACUGCACCAGCCUACUUACAAUAAGAGUGUGUUUGUGUCACCAUGCGUUGUUCCUGUGCAUGAAUGUGUGUGUGUGUGUGCAUUUUGUGGGUAUGUGUGCAUAUGGUUGUACUGUUGUGCGAAAGACUGUCUGAACCAUUGGCUGCCAAUGUGACCUAUGAAUGAUUUCCCUUUCGGUUUUAAUCCUAGAGCAAGGUGAGCUGUCCUUAGUGUUAGAGCCCACGCUGUCUCACCUCACUGUGGAGUGCUCGUCACCUCUCUGACAUGACACAAGGGCUGGGUUGGUCCAAAAACCGAUGAAAUCUGACCAAUCUCAGCAUCGUUUCUGGUUCCCUGUUUCCUCUGCUGCUAUUUUUAGGCCUGCUGGGUAUAUAGCAGCGGGAAUUGGGGCUCCGGCCAACCCAUCUGCUCUCAGUAACUUUGCUGAUUCUAGUUGCUAUGCAGUUCAGUUUUCUCAGCAUUUUUAGUGUUGCCAAACUUGUGAUGUAUGAAGAGCAUUUUGUGCUCUGAGGGACGGUAUGCUGAAGACAAUCAAAAAGUGUUUGAUUCAUUACAUGAUUUUUUUUUUAUUUUAAACACCGGAAAGCAGUGUUGCCUUUUAGUUCCACAUAGAUUAAAAUGUAUUUCAGAUACUACUCUGGCAUGUACAUUAUGUAUGUAUGAAUGUUUGAUCAUGUGUCACUGUCCUUAAGUUUGGGAUAGAGCGCUUUAGUCUGCUUCGAAUGUUUAGUCUCAUUGCAGCAGUUAUUUACAUUUAUGUACCUAUUUGAUUAUUCAAGAUUUAUUUUUUUUGCACCAUGCUUCGACUCAUAGCUUUAUUGUUAUCAGGAAUGUGUGAACAUAAAACCAGAACAAUCCUUAACUUCUGCAUUUAUUCACUGUUUAGAAUAGUAAUACAGAAUAAGACUUUGUUUAAUGGGUGUGGUUAUGAGGCAUAAGCUCCCAUUGUUCUUCAUUUACUUGAGCUGCUUUUAAAAAAAGGCUUACUGACCAAAGGUUCAUGAGCGCUGUUGCCAAGUUGACCCCAUCUCUUUCUGUAAUUCUGUACUGUAUUUUGUACUAAUUUGAUGUUAGCUGGCUACAGUUCCUUCACUCUCUGCUGUGUAAGAACUGUCUUUGAGCCUCGCUGGGUCAGACCUUGUCUUAUGUGCCGUGGGAUACUCUUCAUCUUUAUUUAAAACUGUUUUUAUAAGGAGGAACAGUGUGUUUUUUUUUUGCACUUUUUAUAUUUCCACGACACACAUGUGACUUGUUCCCGGAUAUCCCGGCAUUUGCUUCAUUAAAUAACAAAAUAAAAUGUGUUAAAAGA
Messenger RNA from Larimichthys crocea (large yellow croaker), 4945 nucleotides. RefSeq names its product elastin a (gene elna). Gene Ontology annotation, molecular function: extracellular matrix structural constituent. The coding region runs from base 257 to 3382 and encodes 1041 amino acids. The record is from RefSeq and is a predicted model, not a curated record. The transcript has 46 exons. NCBI's taxonomy places the organism in Eukaryota, Metazoa, Chordata, Actinopteri, Sciaenidae.